AUGUUUAUCCACGUGCCACCAAAUCAUCUCUGCUACCCUCGGCGGUGCCAGCUCAAGGAGCAGCUUUGGGAAGCACAAAGCUAUCCCCGCGAGGUCCAGGGUUGGAGCCCAAGCCAGUCAGUGUUUCCACGCCUCCUCCCGGCGAGGGGCAAGUCCAGAGGACUCACCCGGAGGCCACCCCUCCCUCCAGGAGUACCACGUUUCCUGUCAAAACAAACCCGAGGAGGAGGGGACAGCGGAGGCAGAGCCGAGUGCCCGGGAAACCCCGGCAACAAACCCCAAACACUCGCCGCGGGCCCCGCCCGGCCGGGGAAGGGGCCUCCGCAGCCCCGGUGGAAAGCCGCCCGCGGAGCAGGCGCUGGCCCCGGCCCGGCGGGCUGUGAGCAGCGCCGAAAUGCCCGGACCCCGCCGCCUCCGGGUCCGGCAGCCCGCGGCCACUCGCGUGCGCUUCCCGCUCCCACGCGGGACGGCAGUUCUAGGUCAAACGGGGACAGGGACGGGGUCGGGGUGAGGGGUCAAGCUUGUUGGUUCCUGGGCCCCGCGGUCUCAGGACGGCGUUCCGAGGUGGAGCGGGGAGGCCUGGGCUGCCCUGGGUUGAGCUGUCCCCUCUCGGGCCCUAGCUCAUUACCUCACAGACCGAGACCCCCUCCCCGGGGAAGGAUACGCACCGAGUCCGGCGCGGAGACAGGAGGAAAGCGACCAAGUGACCCCGAACCAGGGGUCUCAGGGAGUCCCCUAACCAAGCGCCGCACUACCUCGGAACUCCUCGACAACUCCAGCCCCUCGGCACCCUCCCCCCGCCCCCACACGCGGUAUUUAAAGGGCCCUGAGAGACUCCAGGGAAGAGGCCACUCCAAAACCCGUAAGAGGGAGGAUGACGGAGCGGCGGAGCCGGGAAAGGCAAGUCAUUUCAGGCUCCGAAAGCCGAAUUCGCACAUAAUUAACCUAAGACCCAAAGAAUAUUCCCGAGGUUCGUAUGGGAAAAGGUGAAGAUAGCUCGGGAUGGAGGCCGUUUCGCAUGAGAGAAGGAUGCUCCCCCGCGCAACGAGUGGGUUUCCCAAGGACAGGAAAGAGAUUCAUGGAGAUCAGUGGCCCUGCUUCCGUACCACUUCCCUGGAUCAUGGACCUCACAUGUUGCUCUCUUCCUCCUCCAUUGUCCAGUGACAACGAGACU
This is a messenger RNA of Ictidomys tridecemlineatus (thirteen-lined ground squirrel), 1174 nucleotides long. Lineage: Eukaryota; Metazoa; Chordata; Mammalia; Rodentia; Sciuridae. The record is from RefSeq and is a predicted model, not a curated record.